AUGUCUAUCGUAUCGAUCUCGGAUGGUGUAGGCUCCAACAUAAGCGAGAAAGAUCUACGGGCUUUCGCAGCCCAGCUUCACGUUGAGACUCUCGAUAAUAAAGACGUGGAGGACUACCUUACUCUGUUGCGGUCUCUUGAGACAGUUCUAAGAAGCAUCGACAAUGCGCCUGACUACAUUCCGCCAGAUUUGGUUCCUCAGAAGACGCUGGAAGCUCGCAAAUUUUGGAAACCAGCCACAGAAGAUAAUCCCUUUAACGGCUGGAGUCACCAAUGUGAUUUAAGAUCCGCGGUCCCGGCUAGCAACUUAUUGCGUGGACGUACCGUUGCCAUCAAGGACAACAUAGCUGUCGGAGGGCUUCCGACAACGCUUGGCAUGCCCCAGACAUUGUUCCAUCAGACAGACGGGUACCCCAUCUCCCCUACUGACGCAGUCGUGGUGUCGCGGAUUCUCAGAGCCGGCGGAAUCAUCACAGGGAUGUCGACUUGCGAAAGCUUUUGUGCGUCUCCCCUGUCCUUCACCUCGGCGACAGGGCCAGUUCAUAACCCGCUCUUGCACAACUACACCGCUGGUGGAAGCAGUAGUGGUUCUGCAGUUCUAGUUGCGGCUCAUCGCCUGGCAUCAAAAAGGGGCAACUCGUCGACGGGUCACACUGUGGAGUUGUCUAUCGGCACCGACCAGGCUGGGUCAGUGCGAAUCCCGGCCUCUUACAACGGUCUCUACGGGUUGAAGCCAACCUUUGGACUAGUUCCGUACACUGGUGCAGGGUCAAUGUCGCCCAUGAUCGAUCACCUGGGCCCGCUGGCGGCGGAGCUUGAAGAUGUCGCCGCGCUGUUGGAGGUCAUGGCAGGCUACGAUGGCUACGACCCUCGGAUGACCCCUGAAACUCCCUUAGUACAUCAAGUAAAGCCUUACCUGAACCUACUGCUCCAGAUGAGACAAGAGAUUCGGUCUACAUUGAGACCUGGUCACAAGCUGAGGGUUGGCGUUCUGAAGGAAUCCUUCCACAUGCCCGGGGUUGCUGCCGACGUUCGAGACAUUGUCUACCAAGCAGCAACGAGAUACUUCGAAGCUGUCGGGGCCUCUGUCGUCGAGGUAUCUGUUCCAAUGCAUCAACAAGGUCCAGCAAUCUGGACAGCAGCAACCCGGCCGUCCAUGUCCAGUUACCUGUGCCAGGGAAACCCCUCUGGUCACCUAUCUUUCCUUUCGCCGCAUACGCAGAUCAAAUGGCCUAUGUCCCAGGAGACAUACGACGCGCUGACAUGCAGCAACCCAGCUGUAGUCAACAUCAUGCUGAGUGAGAAGUUUGCUAGGGAGUCGUGCAAGGGAGGGCUGGAGGCAAAGGCCCAUCGCCUGGUUUUUGCGCUUCGAGCUGCCUACGAUUCCGCCCUGGAGCGUGUUGAUAUUCUCGUCACGCCUUGUGCGCCUACAGUUGCGAUGCCUCACCCAGAUCUAAACGGUCCCGACGGGAGAAGGGCCUCGAUUCUAGAUAGACUUGGUGUCGCUGUUGGCUUGACCACCAACACUUGUCCCUUCAAUGUUACUGGCCACCCCGGGAUGAAUGUGCCUUGUGGGUUUUCCACGGCCGAAGGUCAUCCAGAUGUCCCGCUGCCCGUAGGUAUGCAGAUUGUUGCAAGGCGUUGGGCCGAUGAACAGCUCAUUGAAGCUGCGGCUUUGUUUGAACGGGGUCGAGAGAUAUUUGAGAGUGCGGUUGAUGGCAGCGAAUGA
This is a messenger RNA of Penicillium mononematosum, 1728 nucleotides long. RefSeq lists its product as uncharacterized. Gene Ontology annotation, molecular function: catalytic activity. NCBI's taxonomy places the organism in Eukaryota, Fungi, Ascomycota, Eurotiomycetes, Eurotiales, Aspergillaceae. The transcript is spliced from 2 exons. The record is from RefSeq and is a predicted model, not a curated record. The coding region runs from base 1 to 1728 and encodes 575 amino acids.